Molecule: messenger RNA, 3018 nt
Organism: Anopheles coustani
Lineage: Eukaryota; Metazoa; Arthropoda; Insecta; Diptera; Culicidae
Gene: GABA-B-R1
Product: gamma-aminobutyric acid type B receptor subunit 1
Exons: 16
Coding region: 244-2763 (839 amino acids)
Biological process (GO): G protein-coupled receptor signaling pathway; gamma-aminobutyric acid signaling pathway
Cellular component (GO): G protein-coupled receptor heterodimeric complex; membrane
Molecular function (GO): G protein-coupled GABA receptor activity
Source: RefSeq, a predicted model, not a curated record
CAUGAAAAUCGAACUCGAUAGGAUUGCCCCAUGUUUUUGAUUCGGUGCUAAAUUUGCCAAGUAUUUUAUCUUCCCUUGAUACAAAUCCGUAAACCUAGAUCGGAGAUGUACAAGCCGAUUUUGAAGGCUUCCAUGAACAAAAACGAUGGAAGAUUGAUGUAGUACCAUACAUUCGUGACGAAAAAGCAAGCAACAAAAAUCGAUUACCAUUUUACAAGAAACCUGGAGGUAUCGAAAAGCAAAAUGAAGCUGGGAGAGCAGGAGAAUCAUUCAGGAGUUUUAGGUGUUAUCAGUGAACGACUGCCAGAUGGCCGGAGAUAUCGAACCGCUUGCUAUCUGUUGAUUGUUGUGCUGUUUGUCGGUAGCGUGAAUGGGGCAAACCAGUUGCACAUUGGUGGAAUUUUCCCGAUAGCAGGCAAAGGGGGCUGGCAGGGUGGGCAAGCAUGCAUGCCGGCAGCCAAGCUGGCCCUGCAAGACGUGAACGAGAAUCCUGACCUGUUGCCUGGAUUCAACCUCACACUUCACAGCAACGAUAGCGAGUGUGAACCCGGGCUGGGUGCUAGCGUUAUGUACAAUCUUCUCUACAACUCGCCCCAAAAGUUAAUGCUGCUGGCUGGAUGCAGUACCGUAUGUACAACUGUUGCAGAGGCCGCCAAGAUGUGGAAUUUGGUUGUGCUGUGCUAUGGAGCAUCGAGCCCUGCGCUUUCCGAUCGAAGUCGUUUUCCAACGCUGUUCAGAACGCAUCCAUCAGCUACGGUGCAUAAUCCAACCAGAAUCAAACUCAUGCAAAAGUUUGGUUGGUCGAGAGUUGCCAUAUUGCAGCAAGCAGAAGAAGUUUUCAUAUCGACCGUGGAAGAUCUCGAGACGCGCUGCAAAGAUGCUGGCAUUGAAAUAGUAACAAGACAAUCGUUUCUUUCCGAUCCGACCGAUGCCGUCCGCAAUUUACGGCGCCAGGAUGCACGAAUCAUAGUCGGAUUAUUUUACGUAGUGGCAGCGCGCCGGGUACUCUGCGAAAUGUACAAGCAACAGUUGUACGGGAGGGCGUACGUGUGGUUCUUUAUUGGUUGGUACGAGGAUAACUGGUAUGAAGUUAAUUUGAAGAACGAAAAUAUUUCUUGUACCAAGGAACAGAUGAAGAUCGCCGCUGAAGGCCAUCUCACAACUGAAGCAUUGAUGUGGAACCAGAACAAUCAGAAAACCAUAUCAGGAAUGUCGUCAGAAGAUUUUCGAAAACGUCUCAAUGCCGCCUUAAUAGUCGAAGGGUACGACAUAAGCCACAAUCGUUAUCCGGAAGGGUACCAGGAGGCCCCGCUUGCGUAUGAUGCCGUGUGGAGUGUUGCAUUGGCCUUCAACAAGACGAUGCAGCGCUUUACAGAACAAAACUCUGGCAAAAAUCUGAAGGAUUUUACCUACACUGAUAAGGAGACGGCUAACGCAAUCUACGCUGCGAUGAACUCGACACAGUUUCUGGGCGUAUCGGGUGUUGUUGCCUUCAGCUCGCAAGGUGAUCGUAUCGCGCUGACCCAGAUUGAACAGAUGAUCGAUGGUCAAUACUACAAGCUGGGAUACUACGAUACGCAGGCGGACAAUCUCACCUGGUUCAACAAAGAGAAAUGGGAUGGCGAGAAGGUUCCUCAGGAUCGAACCAUCGUGAGGCGUGUCCUUAGGACGGUUUCGUUACCGUUGUUCAUCUGCAUGAGCACGAUAUCAUGUUUCGGAAUAGUGGUGGCCAUUGCACUCAUCAUUUUCAAUAUUUGGCAUAGACAUCGGAGAGUGAUACAAACGUCCCAUCCGGUUUGCAACACAAUCAUGUUGUUUGGAGUUAUCAUUUGUCUUGUAUCCGUGAUAUUACUUGGUAUUGACGGCCAAUUUAUUACAGCAGAAAAUUACCCUAAGGUAUGCCAAGCUAGGGCAUGGAUUCUUUCAACUGGUUUUACACUUGCUUACGGUGCCAUGUUCAGCAAAGUAUGGCGUGUGCACCGUUUUACAACGAAAACAAAAACGGAUCCUAAGAAAAAAGUCGAACCGUGGAAACUCUAUACGAUGGUCUCCGGAUUGCUCACGGUGGAUUUGAUAAUACUUUUGACGUGGCAGAUGCAGGACCCUCUACAGCGUCGCCUUGAAACAUUUCCUUUGGAAGAUCCAAUUUCAUCGAACGACGAUGUGAAGAUACGGCCAGAACUUGAGCAUUGUGAAAGUCACAAUAAUUCGGUUUGGUUAGGCGUUAUUUAUGGAUUCAAAGGAUUGAUUCUUGUAUUUGGACUGUUUUUGGCAUACGAAACGCGCUCUUUGAAAGUGAAACAGAUCAACGAUUCCCGUUACGUGGGCAUGAGUAUUUAUAACGUCGUAGUCCUGUGCUUGAUCACCGCUCCGGUCGCCAUGGUGAUCGCGUCACAGCAGGACGCUUCGUUCGCUUUCGUGGCGCUUGCUGUAAUAUUUUGCUGUUUUCUCAGCAUGCUUCUGAUUUUCGUACCAAAGGUGAUAGAAGUUCUGCGACAUCCGAAAGAUAAGGCCGAAUCAAAGUUCAGUAACGACACGGGAAUUUCCAAGGAGGACGAAGAGCGCUACCAGAAGCUAAUAUCGGAAAACGAUGACCUGCAGAAAUUGAUCGCUCAAAAAGAAGAUAAAAUACGAUUGCUCAAACAACGAUUAACGGAACGUGAGUCGAAGAACGGUCAACCGUUCAACGAACCGGUGAAUGGCAAUUCUGUCGGCGGUGUUCAGUUUAAUCGAUCUACAUCAACCACCCUAGCUCAAAAGUAAAACGAGGCAGCUCCAGAGUGUCCGGUUGAGCGGAAACUACAAAUAACAAUCUUGCUACACUCACAAGCAUUGAUAGAAAUCAAUAUAUACAAUUGAACCUAGCUAUUGAAUGUUAGUAAAUCGAAGUAAAAAGGUUGGUAAACAGAUGCAUCGAUAGUUUAUAGAUAUAACAUAGCAGAGAACGAGCGGAAAAUAAUUAUAUUUGACAUUAGCUUUCAGUUCCAUUCAUCAAUAAAGUGAUUAUUUUAAGUAUAA